Contarinia nasturtii (swede midge) is the source of this 1507-nucleotide messenger RNA. RefSeq names its product probable cytochrome P450 313a4. Lineage: Eukaryota; Metazoa; Arthropoda; Insecta; Diptera; Cecidomyiidae. The transcript has a single exon. The record is from RefSeq and is a predicted model, not a curated record. The coding region runs from base 1 to 1503 and encodes 500 amino acids. Gene Ontology annotation, molecular function: oxidoreductase activity, acting on paired donors, with incorporation or reduction of molecular oxygen; monooxygenase activity; iron ion binding.
AUGAGUACAGUGUUAGCAACGAUUUGUAUCAUUUUGAUCACUUUCAUACUAUACGGGGAAAUACGAAAAUGGUUUCUCAAACGAAAGAUGCGAAAUUUUGAAUCGCCGAAACAACUGCCCAUUUUGGGUGUAGCUGCUCGUAUGAUCGGAAAGCCAAAUGAAGAAUUUAUAGGCAUGGUGCUUGAUGCAUUUGAUGAAGUGAAAUCGACACCGAUUCAAGUGUGGUUGGGUCCAUUUUUAGUGAUUUUAAUAUCGGAACCGCAAGACAUUCAAACGAUUUUAACGAGUGAUGAUUGCCUGAAUAAACCAUAUUUUUACGAACAUUUCAAGUGUAAGACAUCGAUCAUCGCAAGCAAUCGUGAAGUAUGGAAGCCACAUCGUCGUGCUUUGAAUGCAGCAUUCAAUUUUAAAAUGCUACAAAGCUAUGUGCCGUUGUUCAAUCGAAAAGCACGCAUUCUAAUCAAACAAAUGGAGCCAUUCCAUCAAGAGCCGGGCAAUUUAUAUCGGACACUAUUUAUUGGCAUGAUGGAUAUGAUUGCAGUUACACUCAUGGGAAUUGAAAUGAAUUUACAGCUGAACGGACGUGGUGCAUUUUUCUACGACAUUGCCAAAUUAAUCAUGAAUAAUAUUCAGUAUCGAAUUACACGAUUAUGGUUGAGAUGGGAUUUUAUGUGGAAUAUUUCAAAGGUUGGCCGUGACGAAGAAAUUCCGUUAAAAACCGGUUACGCACUCUUUGACAAAGCUUACGAUGAAAAAGUAAACGAAUUACGCUUGUUGAAAUCGCAAGGGAUUGACUAUUUAGAGGAAGCUAAAGAGAAAAAUGCAACAAAUUUUCUCGACAAAUGUCUGAUUUUGGAACGAGAAGGAGUUUUCAGUCAUAAAAACCUUUUAGAACAAAUAUAUAUGGUUACGCUGGCUGGCAUCGAUACAUCAUCAAUCAAUGUAUUUGGUACUCUAUUGAUGUUGGCCAUCAAUCAAAAGCAUCAGAAUUUGGUGGUGGAGGAAUUGCGAUCGAUUUUUGAUUCAGCCGAUUCGGAUGUGACACAAGACGAUGUAUCUCGAAUGCAGUACUUGGAACGUGUAAUUAAAGAGUCACUUCGAUUACUAUCACCAGUACCAUUCAUCGCUCGAAAACCAUCCGCCGAUAUAGAGUUGGCCAAAGGAACUAUUCCGAAAGGUGCAUUUGUUGUAAUUAAUAUCAUGCAUUUACAUCGGAAUCCAAAGAUUUGGGGUGAAAACGCGCUUGAAUUUGAUCCAGAUCGAUUUUUAACCGAAAACAUUGCAAAACGACCACCAUUUAGUUACAUCCCAUUUUCAGGCGGAGCCAGAAAUUGUAUUGGAAUGAAAUACGCAAUGAUUUCGGCCAGAAUCACUCUUGCCCAUUUGCUGCGAAGAUACAAAUUUACUACAGAUUUGAAAUUUGAAGAUAUUCGUGUUAACACCCACCUUGUACUCGAAGUAAUCAACGACAAACCACUUCGAAUUGAGGAACGGAACUUUUAAAGAA